This is a messenger RNA of Artibeus jamaicensis (Jamaican fruit-eating bat), 5059 nucleotides long. It is a transcript of the gene MYO1D, whose product is annotated as myosin ID. Gene Ontology annotation, biological process: vesicle transport along actin filament; actin filament organization. Gene Ontology annotation, cellular component: vesicle; myosin complex; plasma membrane. Gene Ontology annotation, molecular function: ATP binding; actin filament binding; microfilament motor activity. The record is from RefSeq and is a predicted model, not a curated record. The coding region runs from base 1 to 3021 and encodes 1006 amino acids. The transcript is spliced from 22 exons. NCBI's taxonomy places the organism in Eukaryota, Metazoa, Chordata, Mammalia, Chiroptera, Phyllostomidae.
AUGGCGGAGCAGGAGAGCCUGGAGUUCGGCAAGGCGGACUUCGUGCUGAUGGACACUGUCUCCAUGCCCGAGUUUAUGGCCAACCUCCGACUCAGAUUUGAAAAAGGGCGUAUCUACACAUUCAUCGGAGAAGUGGUCGUUUCAGUGAAUCCAUACCGGUUACUGAACAUCUAUGGGAGGGAGACGAUUGAGCAGUAUAAGGGACGUGAGCUGUACGAGAGGCCGCCUCAUCUUUUUGCUGUCGCUGAUGCUGCCUACAAGGCCAUGAAGAGGCGGUCAAAAGACACUUGUAUUGUGAUAUCAGGUGAAAGUGGAGCAGGGAAAACUGAAGCCAGUAAAUACAUCAUGCAGUACAUCGCAGCCAUCACCAACCCCAGCCAGAGAGCCGAGAUCGAAAGAGUGAAGAAUAUGUUACUUAAGUCCAACUGUGUCUUGGAAGCUUUUGGAAAUGCCAAAACCAACCGUAAUGACAACUCAAGCAGAUUUGGAAAAUACAUGGAUAUCAACUUUGAUUUCAAGGGGGACCCUAUUGGUGGACAUAUCAAUAACUACUUAUUGGAGAAGUCUCGAGUGAUUGUGCAACAGCCAGGAGAAAGAAGCUUUCAUUCUUUCUAUCAGCUACUCCAGGGAGGUUCAGAGCAGAUACUGCGCUCUCUACAUCUGCAGAAAUCCCUGUCGGCCUACAACUAUAUCCAUGUAGGAGCUCAAUUAAAGUCUUCUAUCAAUGAUGCUGCAGAAUUCAAAGUCGUAGCCGAUGCCAUGAAAGUAAUCGGCUUCAAACCUGAGGAGAUUCAGACGGUGUAUAAAAUUUUGGCCACUAUUCUUCACUUGGGAAAUUUAAAAUUUGUGGUGGAUGGCGACACGCCCCUUAUUGAAAAUGGCAAGGUUGUGUCCAUCAUAGCAGAGUUGCUGUCCACCAAGACGGACAUGGUGGAGAAAGCCCUUCUCUUCCGGACUGUGGCGACAGGGCGCGACAUCAUCGACAAGCAGCACACGGAGCAGGAAGCUAGCUAUGGCAGGGACGCCUUCGCCAAGGCAAUGUAUGAGCGCCUCUUUUGUUGGAUCGUGACUCGCAUCAAUGAUAUUAUUGAGGUCAAGAACUAUGACACCACAGUCCAUGGGAAAAACACUGUCAUCGGCGUCUUGGAUAUCUAUGGCUUUGAGAUCUUUGACAACAACAGCUUUGAGCAAUUCUGCAUCAAUUACUGCAAUGAGAAACUGCAGCAGCUUUUUAUUCAGCUGGUUCUGAAGCAAGAGCAGGAGGAAUACCAGCGGGAAGGGAUCCCCUGGAAGCAUAUUGAUUACUUCAACAAUCAGAUCAUCGUGGACCUUGUGGAGCAGCAGCACAAAGGGAUCAUUGCAAUCCUCGAUGACGCCUGCAUGAACGUCGGCAAGGUCACCGACGAAAUGUUCCUCGAAGCACUUAACAGUAAAUUGGGCAAACACGGGCACUUUUCCAGCCGAAAGCUCUGUGCCUCAGACAAAAUCCUGGAGUUUGAUCGAGAUUUUCGAAUUCGACAUUAUGCAGGUGAUGUAGUCUAUUCUGUCAUUGGUUUUAUUGACAAAAAUAAAGACACUUUAUUUCAAGAUUUCAAGCGCCUCAUGUAUAACAGUUCAAAUCCUGUGCUGAAGAAUAUGUGGCCUGAAGGCAAACUGAGCAUUACCGAGGUGACCAAGAGACCUCUGACCGCCGCCACCUUAUUUAAGAAUUCUAUGAUUGCUUUAGUAGACAACCUUGCAUCAAAGGAACCUUAUUACGUACGUUGCAUCAAACCCAAUGACAAGAAAUCCCCACAGAUAUUUGAUGACGAACGCUGCCGGCAUCAAGUCGAGUAUCUUGGAUUGCUGGAAAACGUAAGGGUACGACGGGCAGGAUUUGCAUUCCGCCAGACGUAUGAGAAGUUUCUUCACAGGUAUAAGAUGAUCUCGGAAUUCACCUGGCCCAACCAUGACCUCCCUUCGGACAAAGAAGCUAUCAAGAAGUUGAUUGAACGAUGUGGUUUUCAGGAUGAUGUAGCUUAUGGAAGGACCAAAAUUUUCAUUCGCACACCCCGAACAUUGUUUACCUUGGAAGAACUCCGGGCCCAGAUGCUCGUAAGGAUUGUCCUCUUUCUGCAAAAGGUGUGGCGGGGCACCCUGGCCCGCAUGCGGUACAAGAGGACCAAGGCAGCUCUAACAAUUAUCAGAUACUACCGGCACUACAAAGUGAAGUCAUACAUCCGUGAGGUGGCCAGACGCUUCCACGGUGCCAAGACCAUGAAAGACUAUGGGAAGCACGUGAAGUGGCCAACCCCUCCUAAAGUUCUUCGCCGUUUCGAGGAGCUUCUGCAAACAAUUUUUAAUAGGUGGAGAGCAUCUCAGCUCAUCAAAAGCAUACCUGCAUCAGACCUGCCCCAGGUCAGGGCGAAGGUUGCAGCCAUGGAAAUGUUGAAGGGUCAAAGGGCUGACCUUGGGCUCCAGAGGGCCUGGGAGGGCAACUACCUUGCUUCAAAGCCAGAUACACCUCAGACCUCAGGCACUUUUGUCCCCGUUGCAAAUGAACUGAAACGGAAGGACAAAUACAUGAACGUCCUCUUUUCCUGUCAUGUUCGUAAGGUCAAUCGAUUCAGUAAGGUAGAAGACCGAGCAAUCUUUGUCACUGAUCGUCACCUGUAUAAAAUGGACCCCACCAAGCAGUACAAGGUGAUGAAGACUAUUCCUCUCUACAAUUUGACCGGUCUGAGUGUCUCCAACGGGAAGGACCAACUGGUCGUGUUCCACACCAAAGACAACAAAGACCUCGUGGUCUGCCUCUUCAGCAAACAGCCCACCCACGAGAACCGGAUUGGAGAGCUUGUUGGAGUCCUGGUGAAUCAUUUCAAGAGUGAGAAGCGCCACCUGCAAGUCAACGUCACCAACCCCGUGCAGUGCAGCCUCCACGGGAAGAAGUGCACUGUGUCUGUGGAGACACGGCUCAACCAGCCGCAGCCCGACUUCACCAAGAACCGCUCGGGCUUCAUCCUCAGCGUGCCCGGGAACUGACCCUCACCGGGGGCCUGCCACGUAGCCUCACAGGUCCUGGUCUAAUUGCUGACCCCUGCUACUGCCCGCUAGAAAUCAGCUCACAAGGCCCCUGCUCGGGGAGGGGGCCCUCGCUGCCUCCUCUCAGGCCCCUCCCCUGAGGUCUUCCUGGCUUUCUGUGCUUGGUCUCCAUCUUCCCCUGCCCCAACUGUCCACAGUCCCCAGUCAACAAACCAAAGACCCCCGAUGACCUGUCCCAGAGCCCUGACCACAUCUCACCUCAGAGGCAACUUGACGGAGCCUUUGGUGGGCGAAGGCCUCCCUGGACUGGCCAGGUCACAUCACUGUGCCUUGACCCAGUGACCAGCUGCUGACCCUGCAGGGUGGGGGAGGGGGCCAGGGCAGAGUUGUCCCAACCAAAGACGUGUUCCUCCAGGGAGGUGGGUGGAGAUGAGCUGGGAAGGUAGCCCUGCUCUCUCCAUGAGCCCAUCCUGCCACUCCUCAUCCCCCAAGUGACCUGGCGCAGGGAGCUUCUCAGCCCCUCAGUGGAUCUUGUUUCCCCAGCAGCCAGCCAAAGCCACCAGGUGAGCAGGUUCACCUGCGAGACCAGCCCCUCAGCCCAGGACCGCCCCGGGCUGCCUCUCUGGGAGAGGGCAGUGGGGCUGCUCCGAGGGGCAUCCCAGCCGUGCAGCCGGGCCUGCGGCCGUCUUACUCCCGCAGUUUGCAAGGUUGCUGAUCAGAUGCAGUGUCCCCUGUGUCCACGUUCAUGUCGGGAAACAAAUGAGAAAAUGGAGUUGCAGGGGGCGUGGGUCUGGGCGUCUCACUCGUGCGGAGAGCUACGAACGGGACGGGAGCACGCGGGAACCUUGGGACGCGGAGAGCCAGCCAACAGAGCGUGGGGUCCUGGCGCUGCAGGCCAGGCCAGGGUGCCCACCCCCCCACAGCCCCUGGCUGCCGGGCACACAGACUUCAUGCCAGGAGAGCCGCGCCGUCCUGCCAGUCUCUGCCCAGCACACGCCUUCAGAUGCCUUCCUGUGACCACCCUCCUCCCGUGUCUCGGCUGAAGGGGACACCGUGAACCUCUGGGCCGCCCGGGCCGCCCUGCCAGGAGCCUAGAAAGAAGAGGCGCCGGGCACCCUGUGUGUGGAGGGGCUGAGGGGAGCCUCGCCUCGGGAGGAGCCCAGCAGGGUGCGAAAGGGACACGCGAGGGUUUCUUCGCUUUCUGCCACGCGGACGCCCCUACUCCCCCUCCCCCCGCACGCUCUCGUCCUGUCACCCUGACCCCACAAAACACGCCGCAUGCCUGAGUGCAGCCUCCGUGCGGGGCCGGCCACCUCUCUGACCCCAGGUGGGCCCAGCGGUGGGGGGUCCUGUUUGCACCCGGCCCCUGCCUCCCAGGGCCGGCGAACGUGCGCGCUGUGUGCAGCUUGCAACGAGGAGCCCUGCUGGCGCCCUGUCCUUGGAAACCCGCUGGCUCUCAGUGCCGGGUCAGCCGCCCGCACGGCUGCCCGCACGGUGGCGCCGCCCACCCAGGCUGGUGACGCUCGCGGUUUUGCCAGUCACCUUGACACUAGGUGAACCAUCAUAACUGGAACCUUGCCUCUCCACUCCACAUUCCCCCCAACUUGUUGCUUCAUACUAGACACACGCACACAUAUGUUUUAGACACACCAAGAUGGAACAUGCCAAAUGAGUGCCUUCCGGGGGCUGGGGAGGAGGAGGAGGGUUUGGGGGUCCUUCCUCCCGCUUUUCAACAUUGCCUGUGGCCCCCAGCUGAGGGCCGUAGGGCCACCAGCUGUCACAAGCACGUCUUUGUGACGUCCUAAGAGAAGUCAGGGUGGCAACUGAAGGAGGGUCGGGGACCUGGGGCAAUCCCACGGCGACGCUGCCAGGGUACCGAGGGGAGACCAGGACACAGACUGUGUGCAAUGAAGUGUUUCUCUUGAUUUAAUUAAGUGCAGUUUAUGGUUUGGUGCAUAUAUUCCUAUUUUCCAUUAAAUUAACUAUUUCUAAAGCAUAUUUUGAUUUACCAUCAAGAGCAAUAAAGCAUUAAAUCUUA